Molecule: messenger RNA, 3905 nt
Organism: Rhododendron vialii
Lineage: Eukaryota; Viridiplantae; Streptophyta; Magnoliopsida; Ericales; Ericaceae
Product: pentatricopeptide repeat-containing protein At1g52640, mitochondrial-like
Molecular function (GO): protein binding
Source: RefSeq, a predicted model, not a curated record
AUGGCAAGGAAGGGGAGGUACUGUGGUCGAGAGAAAAAAGGGGAGGGCUUCAGUGCACGGCCACAGCAGAAGCAAAUCUCAUAUCCGCAGCCCUCCCUCAUCUCCCUUCCAGAAGUCCCCGUCCGUCUCCCCCUCGCCGCCCUCUCUCUCCCCCUCUCCAGAAGUCGGAACGGGUCGUCAAUCGUAGCAGCCGCUAUUGUAGCUCGCCGGUCCUGUUGUACGACUGUAGAACUCGCUCCCAGAAGUUUGGGAAAAGGAAGCAAAUCUGGAACGCCAUCUGAACUCUGUAAUGUCCUCCUCAACCACUCACCAUCUCCUCCAAUACCUCCGCUUCCAUCUCUCUCAUCCCCACAAUCCCAAACCCCAUUUUCUCUCUCAUCUCUACCCAACCCACCACCACAAUCCCAACCCCUCUCUUCUCAACCACUAAACCCCAACCCUAACCCAGACCCACCUCCACAACUCGUCAACGACCUCUCCCGAACGCUAAGCGACUACCGAAACCCCCACCACGACCUCGAAUCCGCCCUCACCCCAUUCUCCCCCAACAUCUCCACCAAUUUGGUCGAACAAGUCCUCAAACGUUGUAAAAACCUCGGAUUCUCAGCCCAUAGGUUCUUCCUCUGGGCCCGCCGCCACCCGGGUUUCAAACCCACAAAAGAAACCCAUCACAUUCUUGUUAGCAUCUUAGGAAGUAGCAAACAGUUCCCGUUGAUAUGGGAUUUCCUUGCAGAGUGGAAAGACACUCAGUGUUGCGAAAUCGGGCCGGAAAUUUUCUGGGUUGUUUUCAGAGCGUACAGUAGAGCUAAUUUGCCUGCUGAUGCGAUUCGGGCUUUUGGUAAAAUGGUGGAUUUUGGUGUUGGGUUUGGCAAUGAUGAUGUUGAUAAGUUGUUGUAUGAGCUUUGUAAAAGGAAGCAUGUUAGGCAUGCCCAGGGUUUGUUUGAUAGAGUUAAGUCUGAGGUUGAGCCUAGUGCGAAAAGUUAUAUUUUGAUGCGAGGGUGGGGGAUACCUGAUUCACGUAAAGUGUUUGAUGAAAUGCUUGAGAGGGGGUUGUUAUUAGAGAUGAGGAAAAGUGGGUGUUGUGUGGAUUUGCUUGCUUAUAAUAGCAUGUUACAGUCUUUGUGCAAAGGAGGAAGUGUGGAGGAAGCUUAUAAGCUGUUCCGCGAGAUGGGGUCUAAAGAACUUGAACCAGAUGUGUUUACCUACUCGAUUUUCAUUCAUGCUGCUUGUGAUGCAAAUGACAUUCAUUCGGCCUUUCGGGUUCUGGACAGAAUGAAAAGAUAUGAGCUUGUGCCAAAUGUGUACACUUACAAUGCUAUUAUCAAAAGACUCUGUAAGAAUGAUAGGGUGGAAGAGGCUUACCUGCUACUAGAUGAGAUGAUAGAGAGAGGUGAGAGACCAGAUGUAUGGAGUUACAAUACCAUCCUAGCUUGCCACUGCGAUCAUAAUGAAGUCAACAAGGCUCUUAGGUUGAUUUCAAGAAUGGACCAAGAUUCAUGUUUGCCCGACCGGCAUACAUAUAAUAUGGUGAUCAAAAUGCUAAUUAGGAUAGAGAGGUUUGACAGAGUCACAAAGGUUUGGGAGAGCAUGGAAGAGACGGGAUUUUAUCCUUCAGCCUCCACAUACGCUGUGAUGGUCCACGGUUUUUGUAAGAAGAAAGGAAAACUAGAGGAUGCAUGUAGAUACUUUGAAAUAAUGGUUGAUGAAGGAAUACCACCAUAUUCUUCUACCUGUGAAAUGUUGAGGAACCGACUGAUAGGGUUAGGGUUUUCAGAGCAGACACACAUACUUGCGGAUAAGAUGGAAAGAAGUACCUCUUGUAACAUACAAGAGCUGUCUGAUAUUAUGAGAGGUGAAAGGGGCGGUGCAAGACUAAGAAGAGAAGGAGAAAGCUCGGACGACAGUGGUGAGUAAUGGCAAAGAGUUUAUUAUGAGAUGGUGGCUGUCUCAUCCUCUGUGCUCCGAGUUUGUUUGUUACAGAUGACUUCAGACCUAAUGGUGGCUCAUAUUGGCUAUUACAAUCAUGUUCCAGUCUGUCAUUCAAUAUGUUGAAGGUUAAUGUGCUGGCAUGCUAUAUUUCUGAGAAUGAGACUGUUUACUCAUAAGAUUAAAAUGGGACAGCGGAAAUAUAUUUCUAUUGUCUCACUGAAUAAACAGCAGUUGCGGUCGAUAUGUUGCUCGGUUCACCCAGUGUAGAAGCCUGGUAGGAGCUUAAGUUUGUGGUGUGGUUUUCAGCGAAGUAGGAAAGCAUACGGCAUUGUUUUGAGACUUGAGUCCCAAUCCUCCAUUUUAGUAACUUUGACGUUGAAUCCUUAGUAAGUUUUGGUUACAAUGCCUAGAGAAGGUACAACCAGUUGGUGGUAAUGUAGCGUAUGUAUCUCAACCUGGUUGACGAAGAGAUCUGAUGCUUUUGUUUUGGUGGCAUAUCUCAUACUCCUAACUUGUAGUACCUGGAAUUUCUGGCAUGCGGUACUUGAAGUUUGGAAGAAACAAGGUGAACAAGCUCUUGCAAUUGGAAAUUACUCUUUACUGCCCUGUUGACAUGCUUGCUCAUGCCUCCAGUGAGGUGUGGGACCCACCAAUGAAUAUAUGGAUAGGAAGAAGAUGAAUGGGGAUCUUAAAGGUGAAGGGCCAGAAAUACGAGGAUGGAGAUGAGGGAGUUGAUGGUUGGGCCAUCUCCUUGAAAGCAAUGAUGAACGUUGUAGUGCUGAUGGGGCUUACGAUCUGUGGUCUUUAUUGGUGGGUGAAAGAAGGAGAAACCGAAGAUGGGGACAAUGGAAAGCACAAAGUUCUUACAUCAGAGAUCUUGCCACUUUGGUGGUUGCUUAUGGUAUUAGUAUCAACCUGGUUGAGGUAACAUGGAAAUCAAAGCUCAAGGCUCAGUUUCCAAGCCCAAACGAGUACUCUUCAUUCAUGGGUGACUUCUCAACUGCGACUGGGAUAGUGACUUUCAUAGUGAUGUUGCUAAGCUAAUGGAUAUUUGACAAGGAUGGUUGGGGAGCCACAGCCAAGAUCACACCGACUGUCUUGUUUCUUACGAGAGUUGGCUUCUUUUCUCUAAUUCUGUUUGGUGAUCCACUUGCACCGGCUAUUGUGAAGUUUAGGAUGACUCCUCUUCUAGCAGCUGUAUAUGUGGGCGCUAUGCAGAAUAUUUUUUAGCAAGAGUGCAAAGUACAGCUUGUUUGAUACCUGCAAAGAAAUGGCCUAUAUUCCUUUAGAUGAGGAAACAAAGGUUAAAGGCAAAGCUGCCAUCGAUGUUGUUUGCAACCCCCUUGGGAAAUCAGGAGGUGCUCUGAUCCAACAGUUCAUGAUCCUAACUUUCGGGUCACUUGCAAACUCAACCCCUUACCUUGGUGGGAUACUACUAGUGAUUCUUCUUGCCUGGCUAGCGGUAGCCAAGUCGUUGGAUACCCAGUUCACUACUUUGCGUGAGGAGGAAGAACUCGAGAAGGAGAUGGAAAGAGCAGCCCUCAAGAUCCCAGUUUUGGCUGAAAAUGAAGGCGGGAAUGGUUCUCUUUUGAUUGGGGGGCCAGCAUUGAAUCCAACAGGAGGUGACUUGCCAAGUAGUUCGUCUUCUGGAACCUCAACUCCUCGAAAUUUAUGAAAAGUUGGUAGUCAUGGUUUGCAAAACAAGAGUAACGAGCUAAACGAUAACGAGUUAGUAUUUCUAUCUGCAUUGUUGGUUGUAGGAUUUGAUUUGCAGGCAUAUUAGCUGUUGUUGACGGUAGGAUUUUGUUACUUUUUGAUUUAUAGAGAGAAUCAGUAUUUUUUGGUUUCUGGAUUUUCCUCCAAUGUUAGGCAAUGAUCAUCCAAAACAAUGCAGCCAUGUUACUCAUAAUGUUUUGGUUUAGGAUUAUUAGAUGCCAUGAACUUAUUAUUCCAUUGAAUCCAUUCUAUUUGAGUUG